Paramuricea clavata is the source of this 23548-nucleotide messenger RNA. NCBI's taxonomy places the organism in Eukaryota, Metazoa, Cnidaria, Anthozoa, Malacalcyonacea, Plexauridae. The record is from the annotation of a GenBank genome assembly.
GAAACUUUAGCCUAUGCCCUUGGAACUAUCUCAGACAAUUAUUUGUGUCCUAUAAUAUAGAGAUAUUUCUGUUAUAGAAUUGAAGCUAUCAGUCCGAAAGAUAGAAAAACAAAAGAGGAAGAAAAAGAACUUGAAGAAUUAAGAAAUGAAAUAGAUCGCAUAAAGUACGUCAUGUAUAUCCAUACCUUUUUUAUAGAACCCUUUCUUAUUUACACAAAACAUUAGCUGAAGAUCGUCUUUAUCAAAUUCGAUAUUUUCAUAUAAAAUCAGUAAUAGUAUUAUACUAAGCUUCUACGCGGACUCUUAUGUAAUAAAUCAAAAUUUUUGAAGUAUUCGAUUCCCAGUUGACCUAAUUUGUAAGAUUGUGAAAGUAUAACGGGGAACGUCUUUUUCUUUUGUUUGUUAUUUAGAAUUCUUCCACUUUCGGUCCUCGUGCAAAAUUUGUCUGAGCCUGUUGACUUUGAAGACAUCUCUAAUAAAAUGGUAAGUUCUCCCAAUUAUGUACUAUUGUUCCCAGUAAACUGCGAAACGACCGUUUUUUUAGGCGGUUUGUCAGUGACAGUUUUGUCAAUUAAGAAGGACAUAUUUGUGUACCUCGUGAUCACAAUUCGCUGCAAGCGGCGUGUGAAAAACUGCAAGUUUUCAGUUUGACAGUUGUUUGACAGUUCUGACAGUUAAAUGGUUUCUAAUUUUAUUGUCCAAUCAGGUGCGUAGUUUUGAUUUAAAAUUCAAAACUACGCAUCUGAUUGGACAAUAAAAUUAGAAACUUAUUUAACUGUCAGAAUUGUCAUACUGAAACUUGCAGUUUUUCACACGCCGCUUGCAACGAAUUGUGAUCACGAGGUAUCACAAAUAUGUCCUUCGUAAAAACGGUCGUUUCGCAGUUUACUGGGAACAAUAGUAUCAAACUUUAAAGGAUUAAAAAUAUUUUCUGUGACCGCAAGGAAACAUGGAAACGUUUUCUGUUAGUUAUCGAUAUUAGUUUAAUCUUGCUGGACUUUGUGUAUAGAUAGGUUUACUGUUACCUAACAUUAGGUUAGAUGGCUACACUGUUGAGCUACUUGAACAAGGGGCAAGCCCAUGAAGGCGCAUUGACGUUUUAUCUGAUGAACUGUGUUUAGUUCAUUUGGUUGUUUUUAUAUUCUUACUGCUCACCCAGAAAUUCUUGCACCAGUGGUCCCAUGUCCACGAAGUCCAGUACGAAAGGAUUCCGUGCAUAGAUAUCUUAUAUACACUAGAUAGCGCAUCUCUUUUAGAAAAAUUGAAGCUAAGAAUAUUCCAGCGGUUACCCCCAUUUGAAUAGAUGGCGGCCAUGUUGGUCGUUCCCACUUGCUAAUAAACGCUUAAAAACAACAAUAACUUUCAUCAUUUGAAUAGUUUGAAAACGUAUUUGGAAUAGGGUUAACUUAAUGUUUAAGUUCCUUGUUUGAGAUAUAGAAAACAUACGAAUCUUCUCAUUUCACGGGAACGACCUGGGACUGCAAUCACGGCUUCAAUUUUUGAACUGCAGAAUAAUUAGAUGCACUAUCUAGUGUAUAUAUAAGAUAUCUAUGAUUCCGUGUCAGUCAAUAGUGUUAAUUGAACCGAUAUUUUUACUUGUUUUUAGCCCUAUUUGAUCACAGAAUAUACCUUUGUUUAUAAUUUUAACGUAAUCUAUUUUUACGACAAUUUUUGUGUACUGUACACAUUCGUCCUCGGUAAAAUAAAUUUUUCAAUUGUUUUUCAGUUGCCUUCCCGCACACCACAUCAGUGCGAGGUGUUUUGGUUUAACGAACUUCAUCCACUUCUAAAUAAAGAAAAAUGGACAAAAGAAGAGGAUAAAUUAUUACUGAAAUUAGCAGAAGAGAACAGCACUGGUGGAAACUGGGACGAAAUCGCUUGUGAACUGAAGGUAAAACAGGCUCAAGAGGCCCGUACAGUUCUUGAAAAAUAUUCUUCUUCGGUCUCAGCAGCGUCCCUUGACCUUCUGUCUCAGACCUCGGGAAAUAUUUUCUAAAGUAAAAAGGGAGAGAAACAUGGUAACUAGUGUGUUGCUAUGACAACCAUAGAAACAUUCCAAAAUGUUUGCUUAGGUGCACUGACUAACUGUACCAAAUUUCAGUUAAUUUCGUUGAAUCACUUCUGCGAUAUUAGUAUUACACAAAAAAUACAAAAUGCCUGAUAACUUAGGAACUAUGCAGACGAGCUGUGAAUAAAUUGUUAAGGCCAUUCUUCCAGCAUCUUUUUUAAGGUGCUUUCAAGUGAACCAUAAAUACUGGGGAGAAAAUUUCGUAUCAUGUGCACUUUAACGUUUUUAGAGCAACAGAUCAGCAGCUCAAUGUCUACAAAGAUAUCAGAGGAGCUUAAAUAAGAACUUUUUAAAAAGGUAACUUUUAAUAUUCCUGAUUCCAUAUCGAAAUGUAUUCUGAAAUAUUCUGUUAUGACUUAUUGUAAUUGUCAUCAUUCGCGGGUAAAAAAAUGUGGAUUGCUUGACGUUCCCAGUUGCGGACAGUUUGCGAAUAUUAGAGAUGCGAAUAUACCUUGUCAAUACCCUGUUAUACAAACUUUUUGGCUUAAAUAUAGCAUUGUACUGAUAACCCGUUACGUUCAGACCUUGCAUGGCAUCAUCGCUGCCAUUUUAACGGUGGCAAUCACGCGAUCAUUUGAGUAUGGAUAUUCGGCUGUCUGUCGUGAAAUGUAUCUCAUUCCAAACUUGGGACUCUUCGCAUGGAUAAUAUAUAUGUCCAUUGACAGCUAGUACGUCUUUACCUCGCUUCCGCAUAUUUACGUACAAAUGUUGUUUUCAAUUUUUUGCUUUGAUUCAUGUAACCUGCAUGAGUGUGUUAUCGUUUGAUCGCUUUAUUAAAUUCUUUAGAAAAUUAUCCGUUUUUCGUAUUUCUGUUUUGCCAUGCAUCCACAGCGGCUACAUGACGGCGAAGGCUAAAACCCCCGAUGAAAUACAUAAUAUUUUACGUCUUGUAUACAACGUCUACAUUUCAAACCGCGAGUGGCAGAGUGCGAUAAUUCAAGAUAUUUAUAGUCGUACCUGACUGGUACGCCAAUGAUUAUUGCCGCUUAAUUGCGCUAGUAUAAAAACUCAGUGCGCAAUGUGUACUUGUAUAAUCUUUAAAAUAAAGUAUACAUAAAGCAUAUAGGUUCUGAAACGCAGAUAUAGCAACAGUUCUUAUGUGGUACGUGGCUGAAAACAACGAAGUUCUAGACCGUAAUAUUAGAGAGCUUUAGAUUUUAGUACGACCAAAGCCCCGUUUAUACUACGCUCGAUUUUUGGUACCGUACCACUUUUUUGGUUCUUGGACUACCUAAAUAGGCAGUCCAAGAACCAAAAAGUAGUACGGGUACCAAUUUUAUCCGUGCCGUACCAAAAAUUGAGCGAAGUGUAAACGGGGCUUAAGAUUCAUUGUUCACACAUGCAUGCUCGCCAUCUUCUGCUGGAAAAUGUCCGCGGCAGCACCACAGGAAAUUUUUGACAUCUUAUAUACUGGAAUGCCAUAUAAUUUACUUAUUGUUUAAAAAUUCCAAAAGUCGAGAUUUUCUUGUGCCGAGAUUGAAGUCUAUCACACCUUGCGGCACCAUAUACGUUCUCUGAAUCUACCUAUACUGUGUGCAGGAAGUUUUAUAUUUCAAUUACACAGGAAAUUUUUUUACACAGCAGAUUUUGCUGCCAGGAAUAGAAAUCUACUUGUAUAUCAUUAUGCGCGCGCCAUAAUCCCGUACUAGAAUGAGUUUGCUUUGGCCGUCGUCGUUUCGUUAACCUUCUACUGUACAUCGUAUGGAUCCUAUAUUAACAUGCAGACGAGGUCCCCCCCCCCUUCUCUUAAAAAGUUACCAAGGUGGAUAUGUUCCUCAUUUCCCGAUAUAUCGUAUACUUGCACGACAGACCUGGUAGGUAAAUAACAUGUUUUACAUUUAUGGAUUUCAGCAAGUGGGAACCGGAAGACGAUGAGAAGUUACUAAAAGCUGUUAGAAUCUGCGGAAUUGGGCCUUGGGAGAAAGGUAUUUUGCAGUAUUUCUUUCUUUAGAAAUAACCAUUACUUUCUAAUAUUCACGAAAGUAGAAGCUGAAAUGAGAAUUUGAAUGUUCAUAUCAAAUUACAAGUUUUGCUUCAUCUCUAAAAAUAGUUUAUAGUCGUAGUUGACAUGUAUAUACUGUGCGUGGUUUUAGAGUUGCUCCACCUCUUUCGAAUUGUCUUCGGUUUUGAUCACUAUACCUUUAAUAUAGAGUUUGUCCAGUGUUGUGAGGUCAGUUUCGUUUUUAAUUAGGUCUAUGUCAAGUCUAUUAUAGACCCUAUAAAAAAUAAAGCCAAUUCAAGCGAAACUGUGGACCAAGUCUAAGCUUUCAGCAGAGGCGUAUAAAAUGACCCUAAGCCCACACAAUCCCAAUACGUUAUUCGAUGCAAAUAGUGAGCUUAAGCAAGUUUGACAACACGAACGACAUGAGUAACGUCAGAAGACUGGGUCAAGGGCUGUGAUUGGUGAAAAACGUCAAGUUUACUUCCGGUCGACGUCCGUGUUGUUAAAAACGUCACUUGCUCAAGCUCACUAAUAUCUUGCUGGGUACGGGUGGAGUGUUUACAUAAGCAUCUUGGCAUUAAAAGCUGCCUUUCUGUCAAAUAUCAAUGAAUUGACAAAACAUGAUGGCAGUGAUGUGCUGUAGCCUGACUCUAACACAGCCCCUCAAAUUUGCUUCGAAAAAAAUUAAGAUCAUGUAUGUGUAAAUUUGCAGGCGCAUGCCUAUUGAAACAAUAGGACGCAAAGGCCCAUGGGAAUGUUUGAUGCAUUAAUGACAACGCUUGAUGCAUUCCCAUCAUUCAAAGUGGGAUGAGCAACUGGGGAGGAGUCAGCUGGGAUUACUAAUCAAGGAUUCAAGGGGGCAAAAAAAUCCCAGGAGGGGCCGAAGCUAUUUUACCAUUUGCUAGUUCGAACAUACUCAAUCUUGUUCCCCGAGCAUGCCCGUUCGCAGGUUAAGGGUGGGCAUAGCUCUGGAGAAAUCGAAUUGAUUCAGGCCUGUGAUUGGCUAAUUCGGCAGAUAGUACGUUGGAUUUCCAACGUGAGUUCUACGCUUGACAAUUAUUGCAAAAUAUAAACAAAGUAUUUGGAAUUUCUCGUCGAAAAUUUGCUACUUUUUUACACUGAAAUCGAUUGAAAACAACUAGAAAUUCUGCGAAAGCUUCGGAUAUGCGAAAGCUUCGGAUUGAUACGGAUACAACUACCUGAAAAAUACAAGGAGACCUUCGACGUUUCGAGCGAAGGCGCUUCGACUUGUGCUGUUAAUGUUUGUAUAUAUAGUACUUGACCUUUUAUAUUGUCGUACUUAACACUACGUAUACCAUAAAUUCUGACAGGAGAGUUCAAUGUAAAUUUUAAAGCAUAAGAAUCUAUAAUACUCAUUCUUGAGGAGAUUUAUCAGUAAAGGUGAAGUACGAUGUAUAUAAACACUAACAGUACAAGUGACAAGUCGAAGCGCCUUCGCUCGAAAUGUCGAAGUUCUCCUUGUAUUUUUCAGGUAGUUGUAUCCCUAUCAAUCCGAAGCUUUCGUACAUAUUUCCUCAUAAUUUUUAGUUGUUUUCAAUCCGAUUUCAGUGUAAAAAGUAUCCAAUUUUCGACGAGAAAUUCUAAAUACUUAUUUAUAUUUUGCAACAAUUGCUGAGUAUGCGUAGAACUCACGUUGGAAAUUCAACGUGAAUCAAUUCGAUUUCUCCAGAGCUAUACCCACCCUUAACCUGCGAACGGGCAUGCUCGGGGAACGAGAUUGGAACAUACUUUGUUAAUUAUUUGAAGUGUAUUUGUCUUUGAACUACUGCAUGGGCUAGCCUUGAAGUUGUAGGGAGUCCAGUGGUAUGGUCCCACAGGAUACUUUUAAAAUUUAGAGUCGGUAGAUUGUCAUUUUCAGCAUUUUUGGGGGCUAUUCUAUAAAGUUGGUGAUUUUGAAUAAUCUUUUAACAUGUAACAACUGUUCAAUCACAAACCAAUCCAAAACGUUUAAAACGUAGCAAGAUUUUAAUUACAUUUAUACAAUAAAUGAAAAUAUGAUGUACAUGCUUUGUAUUGAUCAGAAUUUUGACACUUCACCCAGUAUCAAAUAUGAAAAUUCCAUUACGCUAACGUAGAAGUACUACAAAAUUUAUUGGGGUGAGCAACAUGGGUUGACGCCUUUAGAAUGCAUGCAAAACACAUUUCAACCAAGCCAAAUAACUUACGUAGAUAUUUCGCCUAUACGUCAUAGACGGAUUUUCUGGGGGGUGCGCACCCCCCCAAAAUAAAUUUUUCCUCAGAAAGUUUUACUACCCCACCUAGAGAAUUUGAUUAUCCGUCGAUGCUACAUGUAAUUUUUUUUAUUGCAAGUAAAUAUUAUAUUUCCUCUAGUAUCUAGUUUCCUAGAUGGUCGUACUGGUUCUCAGUGCAUGCAUCGUUAUAGUAAAUCUGUCGAUCCUGAGAUCAAGAAAGGGAGGUGGAAUGAGGAAGAAGACGAUGUAAGUAGAAAAUCUGAAUGAUAGUGUAAGUGUUAUUGACAAUCAACGAUAUUGUUUUUUCAUUACCAUGCACUGAGUUAUAUAGCAUUUUACUCCAAGACAAAGGCGACUAUAUAGGCCCUAUUAAAGGAAUACCGAAUGGUUUUCCGUGCAGGAUUGCGUGAUGGAUGUCGCGAGACUUUCGGAAAGCGUAAAAAUACUCGAGCCGCAGGCGAGUGUAUUUUUACGCUUUCCAAAAGUUGAGCAACAUCCCAAAUGCAUGGAUCACGCUAACCUGCUUGGAAAACCAUUUGGUAAUUGUUUUAUAAAAUAACUAUAGUGAAACAAUGACAUUUUGAGAAUCCUGCGAAAAUCCUCGUGCAGGAUAGCCUGAUCCUGCACGGCUAUUGACCAAUCAAAUUGCGUGUUUCACUGUAGUUAUUAUAUAAUGUGUAUUCUUUUGAGCAUUCUAGUACGCCGUACUGUAGUUGUCCAAACUGCUACGUUAUUUACAUGAUUUUCGCGGCCAUAAUCAGGAUAUAUUUACGUCGAUGCAUGAAAGUCGCAUGGAUUAUGAAACAGUUAAUUCCUCCCUAUUUUUUUCAGCUGGUACGUAAGGGAGUAGAGUUGUAUGGAACCAACUGGGUAAAAUUUAAAACUUUGCUACCUAGAAGGACAGAUGCUCAAGUCCGGGAAAGGUUAGUGCUUUCAGUCUAGUCACUGCAUCGUUAUAGUAAAUCUGUCGAUCAUAUUGAUAGGAGGUCAUAUUUUUACCUCGACUUGUGAGUGUUUGCAUGUAUAAUUUAGGCAUAGUACUUUACUUAAUUUCUUGGCGUGGGAAUGCAGGGCCCUGUAGUUUUAUUAUAUAGUCGUACUCUGCAUGUAGCAAAGGAAUUUUUAAAUAUACUUAAACUCGUCUAAUUUCUUAAUUUCACGGUAAAACCUGCAUUGAUAAAGAAGAAUUUUUUGUGUAUGAAAAUAUUAAUUUUUAUCCUUGAAUAAUUAAUGAAAAAUAAAACUUUUUAUAUGUAUUGUUCACAGAAUGUGCUGCUGCAUGGUAUAUAGAGGGUUUUAGCUCAUUUCAUGCCAUUGCAAUUUCCCCAAUCUUUGAAGACAAACAUUUCAGCGAGAAAAGAUUAGAGUAAACGCAUUCUAUUUCAAUUAUUUGUAUAAUACGAGAUAUAUGUUAAUUAAUUAACUCUGCAAGUACGUUUCUCGAUGUGUUUUCAGAUGGCAAGAUGUUCUUGAUCCUAGACUUCGCAAAGACGCUUGGACAGAGGAAGAAGAUGCGAUAUUACUUAAAGUCGUGGAAGAACAGAGCGUUGGUGAGUUAAACUCGCACACUGAGAUUCGCCGAGCAGCGGAAUGUGUUCCUCAGAUUUUGUUUACCACAUAUUUUUUUCAAAUAAUACAAAUUAUCAUACUUCACUUCUCAAACUAAGACUCAAAGAGCUUUAAAGCUUUUGUUAUGUUUGCGUUGAAAAGAUUGGGAGCCUUGCUUAUCUUGGUCGAAAAAUUUUGAAUAUGCUUAUGUUAGUCCGGAAAAUUUUUUUUGACUAUGCUUUAUAUUAGACAUGUUAGUCUGGAAAAUGUUUUUGACUAUGCUUAUGUUAGUCGGGAAAUUUUUUUUACCUCCCCCCGCCCUCCCCCCGUCGAUAACAUUUUCGGGAAAAAUUUGUACAACUUUGUUAAAAUGCUGAAAAUGUUGGUCAAAACAUGACGACACCCCUCCCUCCCCAAUGUUGAUGGCUUCGCGACGUCCAUGCUGAAAUCAUCUGCUCUCUGCAGACUUGGGAGAGGCAGUACUUCAAAAAUGACAUGAAAAGAAUAGUUAAAUCACCACAAAAAGAAGUAGCCCAGAAACGUUCUCAUGAAAAGGAUAAUUUAAUCACCACAAAAAGAAGUAGCCUAGAAACGUUCUGAGCUCCAAAUGGAAUUCGAACGUACUACCAUCCAUGGUCUAAACUGAUGCUCUAAACCACUGAGCUAUUGGAGACUCUAUCCCAGUCCUCAUGUGAAAUGAGUAAAAAGUCAACGCUCUGCUGAAAGUCGGGGUUUUCUCCGGGUACUCCGGUUUCCUCCCACAGGGAAAGUUGAGAGGGUGGGUUGGGGAAAAGGGCCCACAGCAAUUGACCAUUUGCGUAAUAGACUAAAUUUUGAUCUCAACAGAAAUUUCAUCACAGCUUGAAAGAGCAUCACAAAAUUAGUAAUAUUCCAAAGUUUCGUUGCGAAAUGUUGAAAAAUGCGGAAAAUAUAGCCUUGCGAAGUUUGCAAUUUUCAGUCAUUUUAGAUUACAAACGGGAAAUUGACCGCCCCAAACCCUCUGAGGCUGUCAAUUUCCCGUUUGUAAUCUAAAAUGACUGAAAAUUGCAAACUUCGCAAGGCUAUAUUUUCCACAUUUUACAACAUUUCGCAACGAAACUUUGGAAUAUUACUAAUUUUGUGAUGCUCUUUCAAGCUGUGAUGAAAUUUUUGUCUAGACUUGUUUAGAUCAAAAUUUAGUCUAUUACGCAAAUGGUCAAUUGGCAUAUGCUGUUGUGGUGACACUGCCCUAGUUGGCAGAGCUUAAUAAAUAAAUGAUUUGACCUACGAUUUGACCUCCUAAUAUUGAAUGCUUCCUGAUUUCAGUAGUAUGGAUGGAUGGAUGGAUGGCCGCCCACUCUUAUAUCGGUUCUGAUGGUUUAACGUGACUGAGUGAUGCCGUUAUGGGUUUCAAAAUGCAUUCGUGCGUGAUGCGGUCCGGAGGUCAAAACCCACAUAAGACCCUUGCUCACCAUACAGUCUCCAAUUGUUCUGUGGUCAGAGCAUCCGUCUAGCAUCCGUCCACUUGGAGCUCUGAGCAACUUGUGGUGAUUUUAUUUCCUCAUGCAACGUCGUUCCUAUAAUAAAAAAUAUUAUCUAUCUAAUAUAAAAUUAAAUUUAAAACACAUUUUACAAUAAUCAACUCUAAAUAAAAAAAGGUUUUAAAACUGUGACUCGUAGGAAUGUUAAAAACAAACCGUUUCCAAAGUGCCCUAUAAAAAGCACAAAGUUGUAUGUCUUUCUAUAUGCAAGAACCGCUCCUAGGCGAAUGAUUGUAUCAAAUCAACAUUUUUAUGUUGUUUCUAGGAUUGAGGAACUGGGCCACGAUCGCAAGACAUAUGCCAGGGAGGACUGAUAAUAGAUGUCGACGAAGAUGGUUUAUUUUAAUGAAAAAUGAUCCAAAGGUAGUGUCCUGUUGCCCGCAUUCGAAGGGUUGGUUCAAAAUUUAUGUUUACAUGACGCUGAAUUAGGAUUCAUUUUAGUUACUUUUAACCACUUUACAAUCGAAGCCUGUACUUUUUUCAUUGAUUUUGUUUUAGAAAACAGGAAGUAACAUGGCACGAAUAGUUUGAGCCAAUAUUACAUGUAUAGAACCCCCGUGCAGUGCUUAUAUUAUGUACUUAAUGUAUUUUUCUAUAUACAUCAUGUUAUGUAUGCAGCGAGUCAGCGACAUUAAUGGGAGCAUGCCAUAUCUCCAGGUGAUUUACAUUAAACUGAAAGUUCGUAAUCUUCAAGCAGUUUUUAUUGGUCGAAAUCUGGUUACAAAACACACAAUUUUUGGUUAGCAUUCAUAUUUGACUCACAGAUGUUGCAAAGCAACAUCUGUGGUAAAAGUCUUUGCGAUUACUUAGUGGGGGGCAGUUAAACAAUAGGAAAUGACCAGCCUGCUUUGCGCGCACUGUUUGCCUGCGAAUCGAGCCUUUCAGAACCGGAAAUUGGGCUGGAGCACGCGUUCGUUCUUUACAUUUGGCAAAUGAAGCACGACAAAUGGGCGAAAUGGCAAAAUGAUUUGGAAAACAACUGCAAACUGCUCUAAUUCUUUCUGUCACUUUCAUUUGAUCUUAUAUUUUACAGUAGAAAAAUCUAAACAACUAAAGUAAAUCAUACAUUUUGUCUUUUUUAUUAAUCCAAUGUACGAUAUUCAAAACAAACGCUCCUAGAAACUUGUUCUUUGCAUUUCACAUACUUAAUUCAGCCUCCCUCCCACGGGACAAAGUGAGUUAAGGUGUCACGUGACCAGCCUGAACCACGGUCUCUGCUGGAGCGUGUUAGGGAGGGAAGCGGAAGUAGAGAGCCUGGCUUGCGAGGUUGCUUUCUUCCCACAUACCGAAGAGAUUGUCGCGUUGAUGUGUUUAUCAUGAAUGCAUUAUAUUAAAUCUCGUACUCAUUUAUAAUUAAUGGUAUGUAAUAUAUACAGCAUGAGCCGUCGUGUUUGUAUAAGAUAUACAAACCUGAGCCGAAGGCAAGAUUGGUGAAAACGUUUGUUAUUCUUCAAUCUUUGUGCCGGGAACGACAUUUGGUAGAAAAAUGAACUUAUAAAUCAGCAGGACUUUAUAUCAGAUAUACAAACUUCUUUGCGGCCAUUAUUUCCUUUCAAUCCUUUGUGUUUUCAUGAAGACCUAGCUUUACAACUGGAUAAACCUCUGUUGACUGCAUGGGAACUGUUGACUGCGUGUCUUCAUCUCGAUUUGACGAAACGUUUGAGUGUUAAGAAACGGUAAAAAUAAGCACUUUAAGCGGCACUUUAUUUGUUUUUGAGCAAUGUCUUCCUUGGCAACUUCAGUGAAUACAUGUACAUAUGAAGCACUAUAUGUUUCAAUAUUCUAGCAAGUAAUUUAUUCACAUUAGAAUUAGUUUAUUCACACUUCAUGAAAUUAAUUUUUUGGAAAGUGCGAAUUUACUAAUUCCAAAAGUACAAAUUUAUUCAGGAACUCAAAAUUUGUUUAUUCUAAAACAAAUUGCAAACUGAAUUUUCGCCAAAUACAAAGAAUUUCCUAAAUCCCUUUCUAUUUGUAAAAUUUCCAAUCCUUUCAAAGAUGCCUGAAAAGCUUAUGCAUCGCCAAGCCAAGAACAAACUUUAAGACAACAUAUCGGCCAUUCCACCACCACAGUACUCCUAGCUAUCAGAGAUAACGUCUUUGGGUUCACACAAAACUUUAAACAUUUAACCGCGUUGGAUUCACGAAUGAAUACCUCAUCUGGACCAUAUCUGAGAGGAAGGCGAAGGGGUCCAAAACUAACUACAGAGUCUUGCGUGUCGUCAUAUGUGUGACAUCAACUUUGGCGUUUGAGGAGCUGCAGACGCGAAUUAAUAGCAAAUUCCAUCAGUAUGCAGAUGAUACAUACACUCUAUACGCAGUGCAAGCCAGCGAAUCUCCAAAGCAAUCAAUCUCCAAAGCAAAGAAUCUCCUUGCCCAAUCUGCAGGCAACCGUUACUGCUCAAAAACUUAGCAAAGGACACCAACCUGAUAUUAAAUCUGAUGAAAAUCUAAUGCUGCUGUAAACUCCGCAACUGUCCUCUUUUUACUUUCUUGCAAGGCAUGUGUCAACCAUUUAACGAAAGCUCAACCAAGCUACUAGUUUCCCAUAUCCACCAACACUUGAAGUGGGGGGACAAUGCCAAGGUGGUGGCUUCGUCAUGUUAUGCCACACUAGCGACACUGAGAAAGCUCACGAAUUAACAUGCUUCUUUUUGACCAACACAAGAUAAUCACGUACUAUACAUGUUAUAUUCAUUACAACGAUCAUUCAGCGCGAUCAAGAGGCAACGGCAAUUUUUGUUUUAGUUAGAUGUUCUUCUCUAAGUGACACGAUAUUCCGUAAAUUUUAACAUAUUGUAAUGCUUAUUGAUUCUGACUUAUUCACACACCGAAUUGUUGCAAUACACCCUCACAGAAAGUGCUUAGUUUUACAUGUUGGCUACCAGGUGAUCUCGUGUUCGUAUUUUAGCCAAUCAGCGCUCAGAAAGGGUUGUCCGAAUAGAAAUCCAUUUUGAUGUAUUCAGUCAAUUAUAUCUUUCGUUAUUCUUUAUGAAACUAGUUGAAAUUUUGUAAUUAUGUUUGGUUAUGAGAAUUAUAGCUCUGACAAAAAUAUGGAAUCGAAAUAAAGUAUAUUACAGGAGAUAUUCAGUUGUUUUAAUCAUAAAAUGGAUUUCUAUUUGACAACUAGUGCCAGUACUUUUCCGCGUAUCAAGAUCAUCUGGCCUAUAGAGCCUUGUUUUCGUGAUUGAGAUAUUUGGUUCAUUAGAGCCCCUUAUCUUGUUACAGGUGACACAUUUAUUAAACCAUACAGUUAUGUAAAUAUGAAAGAUCUAUUUAUAAUUUUGUAAUCAGUAACAAGAUAAAGGGCUGUUAAGAAGCCAGUAUCUCAAACACGGAAACGAGGCUGUAUGGCCGGGGCUAACUACUUUGUGUAUUUGGUUUAGAAAUAGUUCCGUAAUACAAUAUUUUAAGAUACUAUAUUUAGUGUUUUUUCUUUAGACAAAAGAGCACUUAAGUAAACAGAAGAUUACAAAAGCCAAACUUGUAAACAAUUUCUCUCGACGCCGUGCAGAUAAACCAGAUAUUGGACCAGAAGUUAGUAUAAUCGUUAUUAUAGUAUAACCGUUAUUUGAGAUAUUCGAGUGCAGUCGGCCGUAUUGACAGAAAAGUCCUAAAAAUCAUGGCCUAAAGUCUCUACACUACAAUUCGUGCCAAACUAAUAAGAAAGCUUAGAGCCUUUUUCUCCGAAUAUAAUUCAUUGUAUUUUAGAUGAUUCUACUCUGAGUGGCACAUACCGGGCAAGCUGAAAGGUUGCUUGACCGCUGUGGGAAUCGAACCCGCAUCCUUUGGCUUUUGCUAGUCCAAUGCUCUACGAGGUCAAGUCGGUUCGAUUAGUUGAUGUUUUGGACCUUAUAGUCUAAUCGCUUCGAUAUCCAAGUAAAUAUAUCUUACGAUCUUAAAACUUCGUAAUGUCAAUGAUACCCAAAAUAAUUUAGGUGAGUGAACACCAGAUCAUUUGAAAAGGCAAUAAAUUGCUAACGUUUGACCAAUGGCAUUAAAUAAAUUAAGAUUUAUGUGGCAUAUACGAUUUGUACCUAUAAACAAUUUCACUAAUGUUGCAAGUUAUAUAAUGGCUUCCAAAUUAUUUACACCUGGCAAUUAGCCUGCACUCAAAAGACUAGAUGAAACAGCGUCAGUUAGCUGUUGGACUGCUGCAAUUUUGAUUCGAUUAGCUAAUUGUUUUGUUCAUAAGAUAAAAGUUUUCAACUGUCCAUUUUUAUUGCGUCUCCAGUUGUUUUUUCUCCCUCCCCAUCAGAGUGUUGGGUUUGAGGGGUUGAAGGUCAGCCGGGUUAUCAAUAUGUCUGUAAGAUGAUAUACAGCAUACAUAAAAGUACAGCUGUAUCAUGAUAUACAUCAUAGAUUCAAGAAUGACCGUAUAUAUGAUAUACAUCAUGCAAAUGAAGAGAAUGUAUAUGGAAUUAUACUGCCGGCGAACAACUAACUUGCGUAUUCUUUUCUGUUUUAGGAUUUUGAAAUUCCUGAUCUGUCUGAAACUGUAAGUUAAUUUGUACUUGAAGCAUAAUUUAAAUUGUAUUUUUAGUGCCAGUACGCGUCGAAACACAUAUUAGUUAGUUAGUUAGAUCAGGUGAUCAGGUCUGCAUCUUUAUGAUUAACCCGUGUCAUCGACGUCUUUAUUAAUAAAAAGUACAUGUUUGCUUAGGAAAUCCUCUCCAUUUGACUCCAUCAGCAGCCAUCUCCCUUCUGUUAUCUACAGAUCACUUUUAUUUGUUCUCUUCUCGACAUUAUCAAUAACUGUUUUCAUUAGACUUUUCCUUUGUCUGCCUCUUGAUCUUCUGUCAUGUUUUCGCUACCAAUCCAAUUUGUUUCCCCAUGACCAUUCUGACCACAUAACCAUGCAAACGUUCAUUCUUUUGGAACUUACUGUUUCACAUAUAGGACGUAUUGGUGAUUUCUCAAACAAAUUUUCGUUUUUAACACGAUAGAACCAACAUAUUCUUAGGAUUCUUAUAGACAAUAUUGAUGAAACGUUUCAAGUCUUUGAUGCAUCUGUUUGUCGGUAGUGUAUGGAAUUGAACGCACAUGCUGCCUUUCCAAUUCGUUGUGAAAUCUCGUUAUCAAUUGUGCGAUAACUGGUGAUACAACGCCCCACAUAAGUAAACUGAAUAACCUGUUUAACUUAUUGUUAAUGACAUUAACAUUCUUAUGUUAUAUGCAUUUAUUUUCAACCCAUGCAGUUUAUCCACAACAUUUGCUAAUGAGAUCCGGUGUCUCGUGCAAACUUUCUGGAGUAGUUUCGCGGGCUGCAAUGUCAGUGGCAUGGUCCAAAUAAUCAAUUACUGAAAUUUCAGAUUGCCGCUAACAAAAUCUUCUCUGAAGAAUGUUUCCUUUAGAUACAAGCUUUGGCUUGUUCAAUCCCGCAAUUAAGAUAGACAUUGAAUAUAAGAGGUCCUUGAGCAUCUCCAUGCCCAGUUCCACUCUUCUCUUGAAACCAUCGACACAUUUCACCUUAUCUACACUGACAGUGCUUUCAAAAAAGUAUUUGGAAACGUUAAUAUAUUUCUGAGGAAGAUUCAAUAAUGAUCAAAUACCUGAUCCUUCGUCUGACAGAUUCAAAUGCUGGUUUAAACUCAGUAAACUUAAUAAACCAUCAAAUAAAUAAAUUCCAUCCAAUGAUCCCGAGAUCCAAUGUCCGCACAUUCUAUAUCCUCUGCAAUUUUCGCAUCUCAGGUAUUCUGCAUGUGUAGUAUAGCCAAAUGUAUAAACAAAUAAAUCGGUCGAGUAUUCGAGCGAUCAUAUUUUCAAUUAAUCAAACAGCCAAUUAAGCAACCAAAUAUUCAACAACAAUAUUAACUUUGUUUAGGAGGAAAACGUGCCUGAUACAGCAGCUAACGAUGAUACAGCAGCUAACGAUGAUACAGCAGCUGACAAUGGUACUGCAGCUGACGAUGGUACAGCAGCUGACGAUGGUACAGCAGCUGACGAUGGUACUGCAGCUGGAGAUGGUACUACUCCUGUUGAUGCCAAAACAACGGGAACAAACCAGAGCUCCACCCUUAAGUCACCAAAGAGAAAGGCGGGAAAGAAAAAACGUGGGAGAAAAUCCAACACUGGUGGAACGCCGAAACGAAAACAGGUAAUUGAAUGCAAUUAUUAUUAUAGAUAUAAAGAUAGCUUCCACAUGAAAUGAAAACCGAGUAAGGUAAACCGGGUGUCUAGAUUCCGUGCUUUCGUCCUCGAAGUAUUCUUGGUAUUGAAUGAGAGACUGUCCGCCGUCACAAAUGUUGAGGAAUGUUUUUCUAGAAGAGUUAUUCGAUAUUUCAUGUAAUACGCUUGCUUCUAGACAUUUCAAAAAUUCUAAAGUUGACCACAAAGUCAGAUAAAAUAUUUGGGCCAAUAGUGCCCAAUACCUCAGUAGACUUGCUCCAAGUCUCUCUUUGUGGACAUCUAUAUAUUGUACAUCUAUAUUGUACGUUACAUGACGUACCGCUGAGGGGGAGAGGAGGAAAGAGAGACUUGUAACAUCUGGCAGCAGACAUACUUCCGGCUGGUCAAUUUCGACCAGCCGGAAGUAGAUGGCCGCAUUGACUUAUCACGUGUUUAGGGGGGGAAGGCGACAUCUGGACUUUCAGAGUUAUUUGUUUAACAUAAGUAAUUUUGUAUUCACGAGAUUUCUUGUAGAUUUCACAUCACUUUUGACUGCGUGCAUUUGGAAUUUUGGGCAUUAUUUUUGCAAUUUAUUGUAAACAACGAUUAUAAGAAGAACGGAUAAAUUACAAAUCAGCCAUAAUCGUCAUAAACCUCGAUGACCACCAGUGUUUUUGUGUUUGACAAUUUGUAUUUCAUUAGAUAUUUAUAUGCAAGGUCAAUAGUAUAUAAAACGGGUUAUAAUAUAAAAUGAUCAUUCUAAUGAAUGAAUUGAUAAAACGAAUUAUUUCUAAUAUGUACGGUCGCGUUUUUUACACGGCCACUACUGAAACGUUUAGCUUGAUUGUUGAAUAAAUCGAUGACUUGCUUAGUUGCUUUCUGUUUUGAGCUUAACCACCGUUUAAGCUAAACGGGCUUGAUACAACUGGGCCCAGACUCGGCCCCAGAUAAACAUUUUUGUAUUAUCGAGAUCGAAACUAUAGUAAAUUGGAAACCGUGUCAAUAAUAAAAAACGGACAAUGAACUUAUGAACAUUAGAAAAUUGUCACGCCCAAAAUUUUUACAAAUGUUUAUUUUGUUACUAUAGUUUCGAUCUCGAUAAUACAAAAAUGUUUAUCUGGGGCCGAGUCUGGGCCCAGUAGUAUCAAGCCCGUUUAGCUUAAACGGUGGUUAAGCUCAAAACAGAAAGCAACUAAGCAAGUCAUCGAUUUAUUCAACAAUCAAGCUAAACGUUUCAGUAGUGGCCGUGUAAAAAACGCGGCCGUACAUAUUAGAAAUAAUUCGUUUUAUCUAUUCAUUCAUUAGAAUGAUCAUUUUAUAUUAUAACCCGUUUUAUAUACUAUUGACCUUGCAUAUAAAUAUCUAAUGAAAUACAAAUUGUCAAACACAAAAACACUGGUGGUCAUCGAGGUUUAUGACGAUUACGGCUGAUUUGUAAUUUAUCCGUUCUUCUUAUAAUCGUUGUUUACAAUAAAUUGCGAAAAUAAUGCCCAAAAUUCCAAAUGCACGCAGUCAAAAGUGAUGUGAAAUCUACAAGAAAUCUCGUGAAUACAAAAUUACUUAUGUUAAACAAAUAACUCUGAAAAUCCAGAUGUCGCCUUCCCCCCCUAAACACAUGAUAAGUCAAUGCGGCCAUCUACUUCCGGCUGGUCGAAAUUGACCAGCCGGAAGUAUGUCUGCUGCCAGAUGUUACAAGUCUCUCUUUCCUCCUCUCCCCCUCAGCGGUACGUCAUGUAACGUACAAUAUAGAUGUACAAUAUAUAGAUGUCCACAAAGAGAGACUUGGAGCAAGUCUAUACCAAUACCUCGCAAGUACUACGCUCGCAAUUUUAACCGACAUUUUCCUGUGUGAACUUUAUGCAGACUACAAGUCCCAAAUCUCCCAAGACGUCAGAUGUGUCAAGUCCAGAAAAACCACAAACCAAGAAACUUCGUGCAAAAGGCAAGAGGAAGAAGACUAGAAAAAACAAAGAUCCCGUACGCACACCCACUACGCCAUCACAAACAACGAAAGCGCCUUCAAAAUCACCUGAGAAAGCACUUACAGAACCUCGUACGAAACCUAAAUUGACAGCGCCCAGUCCAACCAUCGUAUCACAAGCCUCUUCCUUACCGAAUGCCAUGCCAAUUUCAUUAUUACAACAAUUUUCAGUACUCUUACAGGUACGUUCUAACGUCGUUUGCAUCUAAGUAUGAACAUGACUGUUAUUACAAUUUACGAGGGUCUUCCACUAAAUUAUAUUUGCCCAAUCCUAAGACUGAAUAUCUCAAAAAACGUCUUGGUUAUAUAGAGGGGCAAAAUUGUGCUCUCAGAUGAAUUAAGGAAUAAAGAAUCUCUUCCCACAACCUUUAAUACAAGUAUUGCGACACCUGGCCGGUUAAUAAUUGUCAAUUAAUUAAUUAGUAUUCUGAUUGUUCGUCUUCUUUGUCUUAAAUCUACUUAUUACCUUAUUUGUUUGUAUUCAUUGUAAUGUUUGUAAUUUUUUCUUAAAGCAGGCCUUAAAAUAUCGGUCGGUCACGGACAUUGUCCGACCCAUUCGUGAAAUUGUCCGACGUAGAAAGAAAACCACCGGACAUUCUGUCCGACCAAAGUGAAACUGAGGUUUAUUGUUUGUCCGACCCGAGUGUAUUUGUGUCCGACCGAACUGUAGCUUUGUCCGACGUAAAUCAAAAUGUACCCUAGCCCAGGACUAGAGGCUUGUAUGUUAAAUGGAAAAUCAGAGUACUAUUGUAUAAAAGGUCAACUGGAAAUGUUGUUUUAACGUAGUCGAGCGCGGGGCGGCGAGCGAAAUGGUGAAGUGGAAAACGGGUUUAAGUUGUCGAAGUCUUUUUUAAUACUGCUGUUCUGGAAAGCAAGUUAAUUUUGGCUUGGAAAUAAGUAUGAAAGAAACAAAUUAUUUAAUAUCUUUACAACAUUUACCGUUUAUUCAUUUGUGUCAUUCAGACGGCUUAUUUCCAAGUCAAAACUGAACUGAAGGUCAUCGGACAUAUGUCCGACCCAAACUCAACGUCACCGGACAUUUUGUCAGACGGCCCUGGAAAAGAUAUUUUAAGGCCUGCUUAAAGUUUAAUGUAAUAUUCUCUACGCCCCUCUUGGAAAUCAGUUUUUGCUGUAUGGGUUAGCGUACAGUAGUCAAAUAAAGUUUUAGUAUAGGUAAUCAUGCGAUGGCGAGUACAGUUAGGUAAUCUCUAAUUGUACGAGCAACAUCGCAUGAUUACUUAUUAUUACCAUGACAAAAUUGGAUAAUUCUCAAUGUCAACAUCAUAUUCUCUCGCCAAAGUCAGUCCUCCCAGACUUUUAACCAAAAUGUGGUGCUUUUGUUCGUAUUUUCAUUUAGUUCUUUUGCUUUAAGUUCCUCCUCUAGGGCAAUUUAAUUUGUGUUCAAAAUACCUUUCCGCCAUUUUGUUUGUUUUGGGAAAAUUAGCAAUUGUGCUGCAUUACAAUUAAUGAAAUAAUUGUACUCCUCUCAACCAAUCAGCACCCAGUAAUUCUAGAAGUCAUGCCAAUAAUAACCUACCUAAUUGUCCAAAUUUAGUGUACUCUUGUGUAGACUAAAUUUAGUCUAUAAAUUUAGUGUACUCUCUCAAAUUAAAUUUUAAUUUUUAAAUUAGGGUUUUAGCUUUCGAAUGACACCUUUCUUGUAUCAUUACAAGCACAAUUCAAAAUCACAUUUUUCCACUUUUGUGCAUAAUUAAGCAGAACAUGACAAAAGGAAAAGCAAUUUAAAAUUAAUCACUGUGUGUCUUGCUAAAUUUUUAAAAGUAAGCUAGUUUUAAAUAUACAUGAAUAUCAUUUCAUUUUCAAAUUAGAACAUUUCUGUUCAAGGCAUUUCAUGUUGACGUAUCUGGAGUGCUUAAGAAGGUUAACACGCAAGGAGGAGCAACGACCCCUCAACCAAACGCAAGUGCUACUGCUGUAACAACUUCCGUUACCCGACAGACGUCAGUGACUACCAUCGCAGAAACACCAUCACAAACACCUAACUGUACAACUGGUAGCGACAAUGUGAGCAGCCGAGUAUUUUCCAGUACUGGGAAAAACCCGUCAAUUGCAGGUCAGAUACAUGGCUUAGACACUAAUGCCAACAACCAAGCGCUCAACAGAAUUACUGAAAAAGUGACAAACAACAAAACACUCACCACUACAAUUCCGAAUCAUAACGCUCAUGUUGUCAAUACAUUAGCACCUUCGUCAGCUAAUAUGAUAAGGAGCAAUGAUAGCGAUGUUUCAAAUGGUACAACAAAUAACAUAACAGACACACCUGCAAGUAACACUUCUUUGUAUCCUCGAGGAAAAAUCACUGAGAAGGUAAGGACUGAGCAAGACAAUAAUGUAGGUGUUCAGCAAGUGGUAAUUAGUGAUUCCGAUGGCACUGGUCACAGUGAUGCAACAGAAUUGAGUCCGUCCUCUCGCACUGAGAAAACAUCAACAGGAUCUAAUGGUAAUGCUAACACAUUAAGCAAGUUAAGUGCUUCCAUAGCUACAGACAAGGAUUCUCAAAACGGGAAUGCUCGACGCACAAGUCGUAAACGAAAACGUGAUAGCACUAAGGCCAGCGACUUGAUUGCUGAGAAAAGAUUGAAUGGUGAAGAAAGUAAAGAUGAUGCUGAGGGAACAUGGGAAGGUCUGAAGGAAAAAACAGGUGGUGUUGUACUUUCGGAUACACGGCAUGGUCUAAAUCAUGAUAUUAUUGUUUUGUCAAAUUCUGUUUCCCAUCAAGGACAGCAUGGAGUAGGUAUGGAUGCUAAUGAAACACUGGGAAGAGCAUCCAAAAGGAAACGGGAUAAACGUGGAUCCACAAUUAAGACAACGAGAGGAAGGAAAAGAUCAAAUCAGAGUGGAGGUGAGGGUCAUAUGCAUGGAAAUAUGUCUUCGGGUGAUAUUGAACAAGUUGAAACAUCAUCACGCUAUCCUAAGAGAUCCAAACACGGACAGCGAAACGUAAAUGGCAAUACUCUUGUUGGUUUAACGGCGAAUAAAAUAAUUGAAAACUCUGUUUCAGAACCUAUUCCAGCAUCAAAUGAAAGGAAUAAUAGCUUCAGUCCAGGUAGUGCUUCAAACACUGGUAUGGGAAACAACCCUUAUCUUCACGUUAAGAGAGUAAUCAUGAAUAGUGAUAUACGAUUGCCUCAAGUACCGGCUAUCCCGCUACUUCCUCCAUCCUCCACCACAUUAAGUGCAUUUAAGAAAAUGUUGACAUUACGGAAGGAUCUGGAAUCGCAAGCUAACCACCUGAACGUCACCAACCAUACUGCUAAUCAGGCAGCCGACCAACCAGAGAAUCAGAAUGGACAGUCUUCAAACUCUCAGAAUGCAUCGAUAACAACUUCGCUUCAAAAUCCUUUGGCCGAUCGUUUGGUGCUCGUGUCAAACACAAAGCAGACAUCACACGAGGAGUUUCGCAAUUCGAUAGCAUACCAACAACUUCUGAACAGGUUUAAGGGACUUUUCAUGUGGCCUGGAUUUUUAUCGAUUGUCAAUCCAAGUUUUAAGAACAAUGAAGGUCCAAAUCAAACUACUCAGACGCCAAAAAAGAAAAGGCAAACAUACAGACGACGAACUCGAUAGCUAUUAGUAUUAUAUUUUUAUAGGGCAUAGGGUGGUAUAUCCAUUAUGUUAUAAUGUUAAUGUCCAUUAUUUUUAAUGGUCUGUUAUGUAAAGGGUUUUCGAAAUCCUAACUAAGAAAAAAAAGUAGAGUUUUUUUCACAAAUCCAGAAUUAGUCAAACUAAUGGUUUCCGCCUGUUUUCUCCGCUUGAUGCAGUUGUGAUCAUACAAAUUUCGUUUUUUGUUUUUAAAUUUGGCAAAAUUCAUAGAAUAAAUAAUAUUGAUUAAAAUGUCGAAGGCAAAUAAGCAAACAUAAACUCCUCAACAGAAGCGAAAAUGAAUUGAAUUCAACGGAGUAAGAAAAACAAGCAAUUCAAUGUGUCCCAAGAAACAAAGGCUGCUUGCUCAUUUUAAGAGAGAUAAUUGGAAAAUUUAAGUAAAACAAAUAUAAAGGAUGUAUAAAAACAUCAGUCCAACUUUGACAUGUUCUCCUAAUACGUUACUUAUAAAAUGGCUCCCUCGGAUACUGCUCAAACUGCUCUACAGAGUCAGGAUCGAAAUUAUUCUCAUUUCAGAUUCAAAUUUAAGAAUUUGAAUAAAGAUGCCCUAACGUAUGGGUUAUUUAUCAAGGCUUGGUAAAUAACGAUGGUUAAAACAUUUUACGAUACUGAAAGUUUGCAUACUGAACUUACGAUGCCAAACGUUUUCCAAAUAAGCAACCAGAACUUGGGCAAAUUUUCAAAAAUUAGAAGUACAGUUUCAUGCACAGAGGUGUGUGCAUGAUAAUGCGACCGGAUCGAAACAAAAAGAUAUCAUAUACACCUAAAAACUGGAUCUUAUCAAUGAACUUGUUUUCAUUUGCACCCGCCAUGCUACAACAGGCGAACGUAAAAACGAGGCCAUUGAGGCAAGAGUGCAAUAUUAAACAAUUUUAGUAUGAACUCGAUACUUAACGCAUGCUAAAGUUGGAUUGCCUUUUUUAUACACCCUGCAUGACCCUAAUAGUCAAACGCAACUACGUCUCAUGAAAUAAGUUUCUGAAUAAAUGCUUUACUUUUAUUUCAUUUUUCCAACGUAUAUAUUGUUCGUUUAGACUUUAGAUGUAAAAGACCACGUUACACGAGGAAUUUUCAACUUUCAACGCAAUUUCUGACAGAAAACAUAGAGCGAUGUUAUGUUAAAACAGUAUCAACAGAAAAUCAUUUGACAUGACCAGCUAGCUUUUCACUUUUCUGAUAUUCCCAUCAUCAUUUAGUUUCUUUCAUGUCUUUAUGCGUAAGUGAUAUCUUCAUGUUUUGCGUACGAACAGAUGUUUGUUUGAUCGUGACUUAAUCACAACUCUAUCUCUGAUCAUCUCUAUAGCUCUAAUCCUAUAAUUGUGCGCGAAACACGUUAAUAUAAAUCUUUAAUAUAAGUCAAAUUCUUUAUUUUACUGUAAAUACAUAACAUGACUCUGAGACAGAAGUUCAUGUGUAGCAUGGCCUUAAAAUGCAUGCAUGUGGAUUAAAAUGUAUUUGUGUACGUUUGCUAUAUUUGUAUAUAGUUCGUCUGCAUGACAAAACUGAUAUGUCAUCUACCGUUAUUUUCGGACUGAAACCAAAAUGCCAAAGACACGAAUCUGAUACAGCUAAAUCAGUAACCCCGUAACUUUUUCUAGUUCAACACACCAAUUCCCCUUGUCAUAAUAGCAGCGAACAACUGAAAUAUCAUCCAGCUUCCUGCACUCAUCUGCCAGCUCGUUUUCUUUAAAAACGUGGUAAAAUCUCUGAUAUACCUUUGGCACCUUGUCUUUUCCUGCUGAGUUUAAUCCCUGCUCAUCUUGAUCCACCAAGUGUUUGUCUGAAGCACAAGUUAAUUCCUUGCUAGAAUUAGUACAAUUCUUUUGUCCACGAUAAUUCCACGGGAUUAAUAAAUCUUGCUGCUCAAACACAUCUCUGGAUGCAUUCACUUUCAGUUUCACUGAGUCGUCUCUGGAAGCAGCAGUGUUUCCGGUGCACUCCUGGGUAGAUGUUUCUAUUUCAUUGCUGGAUGUAUUCAAAGAAGCAGAAAGUAUUUCUGAGGUACAGUCUGCUUUUGAUGUGUCAGUGACGCAGCUCGACAUUCUGGAACAUUUUGGUGUGUUGAGUGUAUCAGUAUCUUCAUUAUUAUGGCUUACACGUUUUGUAUCCGAAUAAAUGUUGUUUUGACAAUCCAAAUCAUAUACCCUAUUGGACACUUUGGAACAUAAGUCCUGCUUACUUACAACACCAUUAUUUAUCGCUGAUGUAACGACACCUGCAGAAGUUGUUUCAAUAUUUGAAUUAGUAGGAUAGCUUUUCCGUUCAGAUGGUAAAGACACAUGAAACUGAUCCAAGUCUUGUUUCUCCACAUGGUUUGCAGUGGAACACAUCUUACUGUCAGUCUGAGCAUAUUUUCCCCAAUGAUCACGAUUUUUCCUAUUUUCUGCGUUCUUAAAGUCUUGUUCUAAGGCCCAGACAGAAAUUAAUAUACGACCGCCAGGUCUGAUAAUCCGAGUAAGUUCUUUAAUAGCGGCUAGGCGGCGAGCUGCUGUAGAAAGAUGAUGAAUGACAGCGAUACAUAUACACACAUCAAAGCUAUUGGAUCUG